Molecule: messenger RNA, 1674 nt
Organism: Chanos chanos (milkfish)
Lineage: Eukaryota; Metazoa; Chordata; Actinopteri; Gonorynchiformes; Chanidae
Product: transmembrane protein 151B
Exons: 2
Coding region: 1-1674 (557 amino acids)
Source: RefSeq, a predicted model, not a curated record
AUGCUGUCUCCCGAUCUGGAAACUGAUACGACUGCGGAGGACACAGCACCCAGCACCCCAAACGGUGUUGCAGACACACUGGCCUGUCUUAAUGUGGAAGAGCAGCGGCCAGUGAAGCAGUCCCUCAGUGCCUCCGUGUGUCGCGAGUCACACUGGCGCUGCCUACUCCUCUCCCUGCUUAUGUACAGCUGCCUGGGGGCAGUGGCCUGGUGCCAGCUCACCCGUGUCACCAAACCCAGCUUCGACUCUUCCUCCGCCUCCUCCUCCUCCUCCUCUGCCUCCUCCCCGAUUUCCUCCCUGCGAGGCGGAGGGGGGCGGUCCAUGAUCUACCACGACAGCCCCUGCUCCGACGGCUACGUCUACAUUCCACUGGCCUUCCUGCUCAUGCUGUACGCCGUUUACCUGAUGGAGUGCUGGCACUGCCGCGCCCGCAGCGAGCUGCAGUGCAAGGCCAACGUGGACAGCGUGUACGAACGCGUGCUGCGCAUGCAGCAGGCCCGUCCGUGCGUGUGGUGGAAGGCCAUCAGCUACCACUUCGUGCGGAGGACUCGGCAGGUGACGCGCUACCGCAACGGGGACGCGUACACCACCACGCAGGUGUACCACGAGCGGGUCAACACCCACAUGGCCGAGGGCGAGUUCGACUACAGCCGCUGCGGGAUGCGGGACGUCUCGCGGGAUCUUAGAGGCCUCGAGGGACACCCGGCCACGAGGCUGCGUUUCACCAAGUGCUUCAGUUUCACGGGCGCCGGGCCGGAGAACGCCUACCUUAACCAGCGCGCCAGGUUCUUCUCCGAGAUCGAAGGCCUGGACGACUACAUGGAGGCCAGAGAGGGGAUGCACUUGAAGAAUGUCGACUUUAAGGAACACCUUAUCGCUUAUGUGGACCCUGAUCGGCUCCCCUGGUACACUUCCCAGGUGGCCUUCUGGCUGGCGGCUCUCCUUAUGCUGUCCUGGCCCUUGCGGGUGUUAAUCGAGUACCGCACAGCCUACGUGCACUACCAAGUGGAGAAGCUCUUUGGUUUGGAGUACAACAUCAACAGCAGGUCUCCGGAAGAUGAGGCGCCGUUGAGAAACGGCACCUGCCUUCUACCACGGGCAGACACCGUGGAUAGCACCGAGCUGGAGUGGCACAUCCGGUCUAACCGUCAGCUAAUCCCGAGUUAUUCGGAAGCCAUGCUGAUGAACGUGGGAGCCUCGUCUUCAAGCCCGGGGGUCAGCAGGUCUUCCGAUUGCUUUCUGAUGGACAACAACCCGUCGCGGAGUUACGGGACUCUGAUACAGGACUGCGAGCACUGCCACCGACUGCAGGACAGGCGGAGACGCCACACCGUCAGUUCCAGCUGUUCCUCCAUCUUUUCCCGUCACACGUUCCACUCCCGCAUGUCCCUGGACACUUCCCGGUUCUCCCUGUGCCGUAUGUACGGCUCCCAGAGGACGGUAGGGCUGUGGAGGAGCCGGAGCAGCACGCUAACGGACCGCUGCUGUCCGGACGAUCAGUGUUGCCGGUCCUAUUCGAGCCAGCUGGCCCUAAACGACAGUCCGCCCAACUAUAGGGAUGCACAGUUCUUUCCUGUGCUCAUAGUGCACAGGCCGGAGGGUUGCGGGGACUCCUCAGAAGUGAGAAGGUACUACGUCCGCCGUGGGUCGUGCUGUCUGGAGACCUCGUUAUGA